CCGGCGCGCCUCGCUGUGGUCCCUGCGGCUGGCGGCCGAGCCUUGUGCCUCCGCCAUAUUGUCUGUGUGCGGCGGCGGGGAGGCGGCGAGCGCGGCGGCCGCGGCAGUUUGAAGAAUCUGAGGCCCAUCUGAGGCCUUUAUCCCGAUUCCAACAUUGGAAUUCUGGUAGCCUCUGAUUUCAGACGUCUCCUUUCCAUCUGCCAACCUGUCUGAUAUGUCGGGACCCGUGCCGAGCAGGGCCAGAGUUUACACUGAUGUAAACACACACAGACCCCGGGAGUACUGGGACUAUGAGUCGCAUGUUGUUGAGUGGGGAAAUCAAGAUGACUACCAACUAGUUCGAAAAUUAGGCCGAGGCAAAUACAGUGAAGUAUUUGAAGCCAUCAACAUUACAAAUAAUGAAAAAGUAGUUGUUAAAAUUCUCAAGCCUGUAAAAAAGAAGAAAAUCAAGCGUGAAAUCAAGAUCUUAGAGAAUUUGCGAGGUGGUCCGAAUAUAAUCACUCUUGCAGAUAUAGUAAAAGAUCCUGUGUCCCGGACACCUGCUUUGGUUUUCGAACACGUAAACAACACAGACUUUAAGCAAUUAUACCAGACAUUAACAGAUUAUGAUAUUCGAUUCUACAUGUAUGAGAUUUUGAAGGCUCUAGAUUACUGCCAUAGCAUGGGAAUCAUGCAUAGAGAUGUCAAACCUCACAACGUCAUGAUUGACCAUGAGCACAGAAAGCUUAGACUAAUAGACUGGGGUUUGGCUGAAUUCUAUCACCCUGGGCAAGAGUACAAUGUCAGAGUGGCUUCCCGAUAUUUCAAAGGACCUGAGCUCCUUGUAGAUUAUCAGAUGUAUGAUUACAGUCUGGAUAUGUGGAGCUUGGGUUGCAUGUUGGCUAGUAUGAUAUUCCGAAAGGAGCCAUUUUUCCAUGGCCAUGACAACUAUGAUCAGCUGGUGAGGAUAGCCAAGGUACUGGGAACAGAAGAUCUGUAUGACUACAUCGACAAAUACAACAUUGAACUGGAUCCACGUUUCAAUGACAUCUUGGGCAGACACUCCCGUAAGCGAUGGGAGCGCUUUGUUCACAGUGAGAACCAACAUCUGGUAAGUCCAGAAGCUCUGGAUUUCUUAGACAAGCUGUUGCGAUAUGAUCACCAGUCACGACUCACAGCAAGAGAAGCCAUGGAACACCCCUACUUCUAUCCCAUCGUGAAAGACCAGGCUCGGAUGGGCUCAUCCAACAUGCCAGGUGGCAGCACUCCUGUCAGCAGUGCCAGCAUGAUGUCAGGGAUCUCUUCAGUGCCAACACCUUCACCCCUUGGACCCCUAGCAGGCUCACCCGUCAUUUCUGCCACCACCACUCUGGGGAUGCCAGUUCCAGCUGCUGCAGGAGCUCAGCAGUAGUGAUGGGUUUUGUCUCCUGCUGCCUGAGCUGAGUCAGGUGGGGAAGGAAGAGGUUUCCCCUCCACCUCUCCUCAGGACGCAGCUCGUGCCUGGCAGGGGAAGGGAGGGGAUGGAACGCUUUGGAGGCACCGUGUCUGAACUGUUGCUUGUGGAUUUAUAGUAGUUCAGUCAUUAUAUACAAAAUUAUUAUAGGCUGAUUUUUCUUUUUUUACUUGAACUUUUCGUAACUCAGGGGAUUCCCUGAAAAUACCUACAGAUGGAAUAUUUCUCGGACAGUUUCCCCCCCGUCCCCCCCCCAAAAAAAGUACUCUUCAUUUAAGAACAAAGAUGAAUCAACAGCAUUUCCAAGCUAUUGCAUCCUGCUGGAAAUAUCUUCUCUUCAUGUUCCCACCAUUACUCCUCCACCAGCCUGCACCUUGGGGGAUUGUGCUGUUCUCCAGAGACCACCAAACCAAGUUUUCAUGAGGCAGGGGAGCGGGAUUCUUAAAGUGCCAGUCACUUUAACCCCAUAUCCUGCAUAUGACUCAGCUAGGGUACACUGAGGAGACAAUUCCAGUAUGGAGAGGUGGUAUAAACUUAAAAGAAGUGCAGAUAAUGUCUAAAACCCUAUUUUGAUUGAAUCAUGUCUCCUUAGGAGCCAACCAGAAUGCCAACUCACUCCCUUGCAUGUAAUUUUAGUCUUAACACAUAAAGUUACUGAUCCAAUUGAAGUCCUUGCCAUUUCCUGAUAAAGGUGCUCCUCUAGAGUAAGCCAUACUCUAAUUAGUACCUUUUUCAUGGAGGGUUCUUCCUGCCAUUGCUUGGCUUGGAUCUCUGGAAUUAGUUUGUUAUUGGGUAUAUUGUUUUUAAAUUGUUCAUAUAGGUUUCAAGCUGGUGGCUACUUAAAGCUGGAAAAAUCAGACUGCGCCAAGUCAGAUAUUACAUCUUCACCCACCAUCCUCUCCCUCACGUGCCAUGUGGUGAGAAUACCAGUUACCUCACAGUCUUGUAAAUAUGCACUGAGAGGAAGGAGUGAGCAGACUUUAACUUAAACUGAAAUGGUAGAUCAGUAAUUGUGGACAAAUAUCAUCAUUGACAACAAAAACACCCUUGUUACAGCCCUGCUACCCCUUGCUGUGUAUAUAUACUUUUGUCCUUCAUAUGUGAAAGAUCCAGUGUUGGAAUUCUUUGGUGUAAAUAAACAUUUGGUUUUAUUUAUCGA
Molecule: messenger RNA, 2591 nt
Organism: Rhea pennata
Lineage: Eukaryota; Metazoa; Chordata; Aves; Rheiformes; Rheidae
Gene: CSNK2A1
Product: casein kinase 2 alpha 1
Exons: 13
Coding region: 215-1390 (391 amino acids)
Biological process (GO): peptidyl-serine phosphorylation; regulation of cell cycle; peptidyl-threonine phosphorylation
Cellular component (GO): protein kinase CK2 complex; cytosol; nucleus
Molecular function (GO): ATP binding; protein serine/threonine kinase activity
Source: RefSeq, a predicted model, not a curated record